GUGGGGGCGCUCGGCUCAGCCAUGUUCGGCGCGCAGCAGGGCCGUUCCGCCGGCGGCGAGCUGGGCGGGCAGCGCAGUUCUGCGCAGCAUCCACAGUGUUGGCAUCAAGAGCAGAAAUGUAGAAGUUGGAAUGAUUCCAGUUCUUUGACAUUUGACAAAUAUCAAUAUGGCCAUUUAGACCACUGGCUGGAGAGCUCUAUAACACCAGGAGAUUCUAGGCCUCUUUCUAGUUGUCCCAACUGGGAAGGUGAAAUUAGAGAAGGGAAAGCAAUGAGGACAUCUACUAAAAAAAUGACAAAUUGCAUUUCAAAUGAUUCUGCUACCCCAUCUGAAAGAGAAACAGAUGAAGUGGUUCUGAGGAGAAGACAGAAACAGAUAAAUUUUGGAAAGAACACACUUGCUUAUGACAGAUAUAUUAAAGAAGUUCCAAAGAAUCAGAGAAUACCAGGAGUUCAUCCUAGAACACCAAACAAAUUUAAGAAAUACAGCCGUAGAUCCUGGGACCAGCAAAUCAGGCUGUGGAAGAUAGCACUGCAUGCAUGGGAUCCUCCUACUGAGGAAAACUGGGACCUGCAGCCGGUGAGUACAGAACCCUCAGGCAGUUCCCAAGAAUGGUUCUACAAAGAUCGUGAUGAUUCUGGCUCCACUAUAUUUGAUGAAAAGCAGUAUAGAAUUAAAUGUGAAGAUCAAUGCAGCCAGACAGACUAUACAUCAGAGAGUCCCUGUUCUCCUGAUUGUUCACCAGUAUGGAAACGCAGAAAACGAAACAAUUCUGACUCCUCUGUGGUUUCAAAGGGCAAAAACCAUUAUGUGCAUAUGUACCAUGCACUGGAAAGUCUUACAGAGUCAGGACAUCAGCAGACUUUUUCUGAGUGCUCAGAUUGGGAAAAAAUUGGUGAAAAUGAUGAAGUAAUGACAGUACAGCACAACAUAGAAAUAAAAAGUGACCCCAUUCCCACCAGUUGUUCUUCAGGAUGGAACAAUCAGAACAACACCAGCAUCUUUCUGCCUGAUAGCAAAACUUGCAGAGAGUCAGACUGCCAGCUGCAGAGGCUUAAACUUUGUAGCAGUUUAUUCAAAGGACAUCGGUCAGAGUAUCCUGAAAGGGGAUGGGGAAGUACUGAAGACAGAAUAUUGAGGAAAAAAAUUUAAAUACCAUGUCUGUCUUUGUAUAUAGAAGCAUCAAAGAAGGACUUUCUCCUGUGACAGAAAAUUAUUUGAAGAUUAGGAUAUAGUCUGAAAUCAGCAGAUCAAACCUUGGACAACUGGUGCAGUCUCCUAAGUUCUGCACUGAAAAAAGAAGAGAUUUACAGUCAGCAUUUGUGCAGUCAACACAAGGUGAAACAUGCAGGUGAAAAAACAAAAACAAAGAAAAAGCAUGCAUCCAUAAUGGAAAUUGAGAACCUUUCUGGUCUUCUGGGAUAGUCAGUUGAUACUUACCAGCUUUGCAGUUACGUGUGUAUCCUGGUGUAUCCUGUUGAAAGUAUGCUUGAUUUUCAAAGGGAAAAAAAAAAUACAACACAUCAGGAUUGUGCUAAUUAGAAUUAAAAGGAAUGUAUUUUGUGAAUUAAUAAGUGUCCAGGUGAAGAUUGAUAUAAGGGGUGGGAAGAGAGGCUCAACUUCUUAAUUUUGUCAUUUGCAAAUAAUUUAGUUCAAUGUGUUUUUACUCUGCUUUUACUGUAAGUUACAUUCUCAAAGUAUUAAUGCUGUCUUUAACUCUUUCUUUGCUGUGGACAUUAUGACUUGAUCUUUUACGCCAGGCUUUAAGUUCAGUGUGCAAUACUCAUCUGUAACAUCACAGCUUAAGAGAGUAAAUAUUUUGCCAUUAAUGACUAGAUACAUUACAUUUAUAAAAUACUGUUGUUUGUCUCUUUGUUUAGGCUUCUCCAGAUCUUUAAGGAUAGACUGUCUUCUGCAAGCUCUGCCUCGAGUGUAAAACCUCUGAUUUUAUUCAGAUUUUUCUAAGAUGAUGAUGGAUGUUCCUUAAAGCUUUUGUGAGGACAUUUCUACUUUACCUUUGUUGACAAAUGACAUGCGUCAUGUUGUAAAGGCUACUUCCAGGGAUGGGUAUUGCUGUUGCCGUUUGGAGAUCAUGCUGCUUAAAGUGAACUAACAUUUUGCUGGUGAAUUGGUCCAAUAUUGAGUCAGAGUGAAGAAUCCACCUGCUGAAUCAAGGAGUUAAACCUUGUUUUCUCUACUGAACCAGAAUUGUGUAUCCAGCCUGGAGAACUGCUUCUAAACAAUGUAGAUAAUUCCAGUUUGCUCUUCAGUUGCUAACGCGAUCAUCUUUUUGACUUAUUUUCCAUUCUCUGAGGUAAUACAUAUUAAGCUAGCAUCUGCCUAGUGUGAAGGGAGAAGGAGAGAUUAUCAGAAAUAGCAUCUUCUCUUUGAGGGGAUGAGACUGUAUAAGCAGCCAUGUGGUCUGAAUACCUGGAUUUCACUUUUGAUGUGUGUGGCCUGAAGAGCCAGUACUGCUGAAGGGAUAAGAUGAUGAGGUCAGUGGCUACUCUUGUUACAGGAAAUGAAUGAGAAGCAGCAGUAUUUGCAGGUUUGGAGCUGCUUGGGCAUGGGGUGUCCUGGCUAAACUGUGAUAAUGUUGACUCUCCCUUAUUUUACUUUUCUAUGCUGUGCGCCAAGCAUUAAAGUAAGGGCUGUGACUCCAAUGGAGUUUAGAUGAGAACUAUGUGUCAGGUAAAAUAUAUUUUCUUUACAGACUUUGUGACUUAAGUAGUGGGGUACGUACGUUUGUUAGAGCUAUUAGUUGUCUUUCUACAGUGGUUCAGCUCUGCCAUUGUUAGUUGGCUCUUCAUAAUGCCACUGCAGGAACUGUGGCCUUGAGAUGAUGCACAGUGACCUUGUGGGACUGGCCGGGUACUCCCAGGGCCAGACAUCCACUGUUCUGCUGAAGCAGCAAGCUGCUGCUUGGAAACUACUUCCAGUCCCUUCCAAAGCAUUACUUCAAACUGUUGCUUAGAUUUCUUUCAGCUGAGUUUUGUAGAACUUCUGUGCUAGUUUGAAAUUUUCAGAUACACUUCUCAUUUGUCCAGUGCAUCAAGAAAACUUGAACUGUAUACAGCAUUACUGCAGUGAGCUGGAGCAUUAGCUUGUCUUCACCAAAGCCUGUCAAGUGUAUAGAAAUUGCUACAGUGGUUAUGUUUAGCAAGUUUGCUAGUUCCCAGUGAAGAAAAGAUUGAAUAUAUAGGGGAAUGUGUGCUGCUGCUUUAACAGGAGUAUAUUAGAUUGAUGGCAUCUGCUGCUCAGUAGUAAGAAUGUCCUUAUGGCUGUGUGCUUGCCCAGACAUAGGAAGAAAGUGAGGCCUCUGGUACCUAGAAGUCAGAUUAGUCAACUUCCCACCAUUGGGGGGUGAAAGGAGGCUGCCUGCAGGUUGGUGAGGCUUGUCCCCUACAUUUCCUACAUCAUCUGGGACUCAUCCAUCUAUGCUUAUGCUUAAGGGUCAGUGGAGUCCCAGUACGAGAUAGCUCAGUCACAUACCGCAGUAUGGCAUGUGCAUACAGGGAACAAAUCUGUACAGCAUCUUCUGAAGUACUAUUUAAGAGUGAUGGUGUUCCAGCAUGCGUGCUUCCAUGUGUUUUAUGAUGACUGUAAACGUGAGAGUGAUUUUUUGUUUCUGGCAUAUUGUCUUUAUGCAGAGGAAUUAAAGUCUUUAACCUUUAAAA
Molecule: messenger RNA, 3677 nt
Organism: Centrocercus urophasianus (Greater sage-grouse)
Lineage: Eukaryota; Metazoa; Chordata; Aves; Galliformes; Phasianidae
Product: histone RNA hairpin-binding protein-like
Exons: 11
Coding region: 22-1152 (376 amino acids)
Biological process (GO): mRNA transport; mRNA 3'-end processing by stem-loop binding and cleavage
Cellular component (GO): histone pre-mRNA 3'end processing complex; cytoplasm
Molecular function (GO): histone pre-mRNA stem-loop binding; mRNA binding
Source: RefSeq, a predicted model, not a curated record